This is a messenger RNA of Moneuplotes crassus, 1212 nucleotides long. Lineage: Eukaryota; Ciliophora; Spirotrichea; Euplotida; Euplotidae. The record is from the annotation of a GenBank genome assembly.
AUGAAGAAGCUCAGAUUACCGAAUUUGUUAAGGCUAGAUAAUGACAGACAGAAGCAUGUGAUAAGUAUCUUGGAAGCAUUUGAGAAGGACAAUCAGGUUAACCCUGGCAAAAACACUCCUUUAGAUCUCUUCUUGAGAUACUACUUCUUGGACAACAAGAUGGUGUCUCCUUCAGAUAGGGCAGCUAUUGUUGAUUAUGUGUAUCGUCUGACAUCUUAUAAACUCUAUCUGAGUGCUAUCUCACGGAGACCAAUAAACUGGAAGUCCAGACUUGAAGCAUUUGUAAGUCCAAAAUUUGAGGAGAAUUUUAUGAAUGGACAAAUCCCCCCUCAUGUCAGAGCAUCCUUCCCUGAAGAUCUCUAUAACUUAAUGGUGGAGGCUUAUGGAGAAAAGGAAGCGUUUGACAUGUGUCAUAUCUUGAAUGAAAGACCUCCUUUGACUGUCAGAGCUAAUACUAUGAAGAUCACUAGACAUGACUUGUUUAGGAAAUUCCAAAAGAAGAAAUUUAAAGUUGAGAAAUGACUGCAUUCUCCAAUGGGGAUCCAAUUUAAUGAAAGACCAAAAACCAAUUUCUUCAAACUUCCAGAAUAUAGUCAGGGCUUCUUCGAAAUCCAAGAUGAAGGAUCCCAGCUCUGUGCUAUGAGAGUUGACUGCAAACCAGGACAGACCGUCCUUGACUAUUGUGGAGGAGCAGGUGGAAAAACACUAGCUUUUGCCCCUUUUAUGCACAAUAGAGGGCAAAUUUUUGUGCAUGAUGUGAGAAAGUCAGUACUCCUGCAAGCUAAAAGAAGGUUUAAAAGAGCUAAUCUUGGCAAUGUCCAAACACACUCUGAAAAGCACAAAUUGUGGCAAACCAUUAACAGGAAAUGCCACUGGGUUCUUGCUGAUGUUCCAUGAACAGGCACAGGAACUCUUCGUCGGAAUCCUGAUAUGAAAUGGAAAUUUUCAAUCAAAAUGCUUCAAGGAUUAUGCAAAGUUCAGGAAGAAAUAGUCAAGGAAGUUGUUCCUUGUCUUCGUAAAGGUGGAAAACUUGUCUAUACAACAUGAAGCAUCCUUCCUCAAGAGAAUCUCAUGCAGGUAAUGAACUUAUGUGACAAAUUCAAUUUGGAAAUAGAAAAUGGAAAGCAUUUUCAGGUUCUACCUAAAUCUAAUGGUAUGGAUGGUUUCUUCUCAGCAACAUUGAUCAAGAAACAAGGGUUAUUGAUUGAUUAA